This is a messenger RNA of Echinococcus granulosus, 1599 nucleotides long. Its product is annotated as LAG1 longevity assurance. Gene Ontology annotation, biological process: ceramide biosynthetic process. The transcript is spliced from 9 exons. The record is from RefSeq and is a predicted model, not a curated record. Gene Ontology annotation, molecular function: sphingosine N-acyltransferase activity. NCBI's taxonomy places the organism in Eukaryota, Metazoa, Platyhelminthes, Cestoda, Cyclophyllidea, Taeniidae. Gene Ontology annotation, cellular component: membrane. Bases 1 to 1599 code for a protein of 532 amino acids.
AUGUUAGGACCGUGGACAUUCUACACUAGGAAGCUUCGCAAAAUCGAGUCAGAUAUACUGAGUGGCAAUUGGUAUAGUGAUUUGCUACUCGAGGACUUUGAGGAUCUGUUGCCGUCAGGCGAGAUGUCGGAAACUGAACCCUAUGUGAGAAAUGCGGCUGUUGAAAUAGCAGUUGACUCAGACACCUCAAGUGACGUGGUUAUCGUGGAAGAGCUCAGUCAAGUCUCUAAUUCGAGAAUUGAUCGCGUUCUUCGACCUCGUACAUCACUUAAUGCCUUCCACCUCCGAUGUUUCUCACCGCCGCCAUCCACUUCCAAAGUGUACCGUAGUAGAAAGAUGACACUUGAUCAGCAGUUGGUGUGGUGGACGCUCGCGUUCUUCGUUGUAGCAGCGUCAGCCGAAGCAAACGAUGGGGAUUACGUGUGGAUGACAGACCCUCAGACUCAUGAGCGAUAUCAGGUCCUUCGAUCUUCUUACGAUCGAGAUAAGGCCUUCUUCUUGGGGGAAUCCACCCUCUCCGACCGAUUUUCACAUGCAUACCUCGAUGCUCUGGCUAAUCAGUGCAAUGCUGUGACAGGUCCUCCAAGUGUCUUUGAGUUCCUCAAUCAUACCUCGAUCGCUGUUGCUGAAUUCUGUCUCAACCCAGAAAUCUACCCCUAUUCCUUCGAGAUUUAUCUGCGUCUCUUCGAAACCAUCCGAUGGGGGCCUUAUACGAUAGCCGCACUGGUAGCAGUUUUGUUCACGGUUGCACGUUACCUCUGUACAAAAUUAUUCCUCAAGACAAAAGUAGGUCGACGAUUUACUACCGAACACUCUCAGAAGAAAGCAAUGACGCCGUUGUGGAAUACGAUUUCGUAUACCUUCCUCUUUUCUGUGGAGACAGGCACUUUGCUAAAUUGUGGAUACAAUGAUUUUGUCUAUCCGCUAUGCAUAUUCAAGGACAUUCAUUUCAAACCUGGUUACUUUGAUGACCCUAUACCGUGGCAAUACCGUUGGUUGUAUAUGUUUCAAAUCGGCUUCUACGCCCACUCAUUUUACGCUGCCUUGCGGCUCGACGUCAGGCGAAAGGACACGUCUGUGCUACUUAUUCACCACGUCCUCACAAUUGCCCUCCUCUCCUUCUCCUUCUUCGCCAAGUUUCAUAGAGUGGGACUCCUGGUUCUCUUCUUACACGACAUAUCGGAUGUGAUUUUGGAGUUGGGCAAAUUUUUUAUCGCCGUACGCUCAAAGUAUCCUGAAUACGCCAAUAGGUUGGAACAUAUCGCCAACUGCCUUUUCGCUGCCUUUGUCCUCACCUGGUUCUAUCUCCGAAUCUACUUAUUUCCCACAAAAGUGAUAUAUGGCACCACCUGGGGAGUAUAUCUCACCCACUUGGAUCGCGAAGCCUAUUUCUUCCUUUUCUUUAACACCAUGCUCACCACCCUCUAUCUCUUACACAUCUACUGGUCCUACUUUAUCGUUGUGAUGCUGUGUAAAAUAGCGAUAGGCAGAAUGCCAAAAAUAGAAGACGAAAGGGACUUCGACUCCGACACCUCCAGCAACGGUGUCUGCAAACCGGCUAUAGCAAACGGUGCACGGAAAAAAGAAAAGCUGCCAUAG